CCCACCAUGACCAAGGGUCGUCCUUCUGGCAAGGUAAUACUAAUAACUUGACCAUGCCCACUCAAUGUACUCAUGGGAUCCUCGAUCGUCUAGCACGUUUGCCCAGCUAGCAUGUAUCGACUUUCUGCGCUUCCCUUCGUGGUUCUCGCGGGCUUGUUAAAGUCUGUCGUGGCUGAUUGCACAACCGAGGCUUUCGCCGCCAUCCUUAAGGAUAACUCCAAUGCUACAAUCAACUUAGUUCAAGCUAUCCCUCAGAACGGCAGCUUCGGUCAAGGUGCGCUCGACCUUCCCUUCCCCACGAAUGCGACAAAACUGCCAGCACUCUGUGCCGUUGCCAUCAAUGUCAAAUCCUCCGAAAACUCGUCAUAUGAUUUCGGUCUUUUCCUCCCAGACAAGACCUGGAAUGGCCGAUUUCUGACUACGGGAAAUGGUGGGUUCGGAGGUGGCAUAAAUUGGCCUGAUAUGGGUAUUUUCUCACAGUAUGGAUUUGCCACGAUGUCAACGGACACUGGCCAUAACUCUUCGGUUGAUGAUGGCAGCUGGGGACUUAACGCUCCCGAGAGUUUGAUCGACUGGGGCCACCGAGCCAUGCAUGGGUCCAUUGUGCUUGCCAAGGAGAUUAUUACAGCAUAUUACGCAAGCCCGGAUGGGAUCAAGUAUUCUUAUUACGCAGGAUGCUCGACAGGGGGUCGGCAAGGUCUCAAGGAAGCUCAGUUGUAUCCGGACUCUUUCGACGGAAUCUCCGUUGGUGCUCCGGCUUGGUGGACUGUUCAUCUAGCUGCGAAUACUCUGCGUCUAGGUCUUUCUAACCGUCCAGAUACUGCCCCUGGCCAUAUUGACCCUUCGAUUUUCACCUCAGUUAUUGUUCCAGAGAUUACGAAACAAUGCGACCCCCAAGACGGCUUAGUCGACGGCAUUAUUAACGAGCCGUAUUCGUGCAAUUUCAACUACGAAGCGCUCUUGUGUACACCGACUUCAAACCAAACGGCGUGUCUGACUCCUGCGCAGUUGGAUACCCUAUUCAAGUUCUACAACCCCUGGAUAGAUGCCAACCAAACAUAUGUGUUCCCAUCUAUGGCAAUGGGGGCCGAUCCGACUUUCUCUCUAGGAGACGACUUGACUGGUCUUGGAUAUGGCCUGUUCAGUUGGUGGAUUUACAAUAAUUCCGACUGGGACUACACUAAGUUCACGUAUGACGAUGUUGUGUUUGCGGAUUCCAUCAACCCAGGUGGUGCUACCGCCGACCAUUUUGACCUCAGCGCGUCAUUGGAUCAUGGAACUAAGAUCAUGAUGUAUCAUGGGGGAGCCGACGCCUUGAUCCCUACCGGAAGCAGUGUUUAUUUCUACGAUCAGGUGACCCAGGCCCUUAUACCAAAAGGCAUUAACCCCGACGACUUUUACCGCUUCUUCUUGAUUCCCGGCAUGAACCACUGUUCCGCGUCGGACAAUGCUCCUUGGUACAUCGCCAGUGCGAGCCAGACAAUCGACGGGGCAACACAUUCUGUUCCUGGAUACGAGGAUGCGGAGCAUGAUAUUAUCCUGUCCAUGAUGAAAUGGGUAGAGGAAGGAGAGGCUCCGGAACAGCUCAUUGCGACGAAGUUUGUGAAUGAUAGCGCUCCACUGGGUGUCGAACGCCAGCGGCCGCUUUGCCCGUAUCCCAAACAAUCAAAGUACAUCGCAGGGGACCCGAAUGAGCCCACUAGCUGGGAGUGCGCAAGCCUAUACUGAUCAUGAAAUGCCCAGUCAGAUAGGAUAGAUAAUACCUACGUAAUGUAUGAUCGAAAUAAUAAUUCAGAUACCA
Messenger RNA from Annulohypoxylon truncatum, 1801 nucleotides. Its product is annotated as tannase and feruloyl esterase. The coding region runs from base 112 to 1728 and encodes 538 amino acids. The transcript has 3 exons. The record is from RefSeq and is a predicted model, not a curated record. Lineage: Eukaryota; Fungi; Ascomycota; Sordariomycetes; Xylariales; Hypoxylaceae.